This is a messenger RNA of Cercospora beticola, 821 nucleotides long. RefSeq names its product SDR family NAD(P)-dependent oxidoreductase. The record is from RefSeq and is a predicted model, not a curated record. NCBI's taxonomy places the organism in Eukaryota, Fungi, Ascomycota, Dothideomycetes, Mycosphaerellales, Mycosphaerellaceae.
GCUAGCUAUUGAGGCACAAUUCAAUAACAGCAGACAAAAACAAUAUGCCAUACUCACUGAAGCUCAGGAACGUAUUGAUUACAGGAGGCUCGAGAGGACUUGGUGCAGAAGUCGCUCGGAAAUUCGCGGCAGAGGGCAGCAACGUCACGAUCAAUUACCACAGUCAAGAAGCCCCAGCUCAGGAACUCGCCAAGGAGAUUGAAUCGAAAUACAAUGUCAAGACUCUCGUGAUUCAAGGAGACGGCGGUGUUGUCGAAGACAUCAAGAAAUGCGUCCAAGAAACUGUGAAAGCCUUCGGUGGCCUCGACAUCAUCAUUGGCAAUGCCGGCUGGACGAGGUUCUCAAAGUUCGAUGACUUGGAAUCAAUGUCCUACGAAGAAUGGGACAAAUGCUGGAACACUAACGUCAAAGGCAAUCUUGCUCUGUUGAGAGAAGCAAUGCCCAUCUUUCAGAAGAACCCAGAUGGAGGAGUUUUCAUCAUGACUUCAAGUGUUGCCGGAAAAUCUCUCAGCGGAAGCAGCAUGCCGUACAGUGUCACUAAGGCCGCGCAGAUACACAUGAUGAAGUGUAUGGCGAACACGCAAGGACCGAAGAGCGGUGGAAAAGUCAGGAUCAAUGCUGUUUUGCCUGGACUUUUGUUGACGGACUGGGGGAACAAAUAUGGAGAUGAGAGGAUUAAGGCGUUGACAGAAGCUUCGGCGCUCAAGCAGGAGACAAAGCUGGACGAUUGUGCGCAGGCUUUUGUUGAUGUUGCGAAGAACACGAGCUGGACUGGCCAAGCUAUACAUAUUGAUUCCGGGUUGGUCGUUGGCCAUAUGUGA